This is a messenger RNA of Penicillium lagena, 4041 nucleotides long. RefSeq lists its product as uncharacterized. The transcript is spliced from 5 exons. Gene Ontology annotation, cellular component: cytosol. Lineage: Eukaryota; Fungi; Ascomycota; Eurotiomycetes; Eurotiales; Aspergillaceae. The coding region runs from base 1 to 4041 and encodes 1346 amino acids. Gene Ontology annotation, molecular function: palmitoyltransferase activity. The record is from RefSeq and is a predicted model, not a curated record.
AUGGGCACUCUACGGACUGUGGCCCUGACCAUCCUGGGGAUCUCGGCGUUUGUCUUCAUUGCCCUCUUCGGCAGACUGCCGCUAUUCCGCAAAACCCCCGUGGCUGUUCUACACCGGGCCCUGUGGGUAUAUAUCCCCAAUGGAAUUAACUUCAUCGACUCUCGCCUGCUUGGGGGUCGAGUAGUGUGGCUGUGGAAACGAUCCGGCAGUUACGUCCUCAAUGAGAACCAUCCAUUAGUCUUGAUUUUCUUUUUGUCCUUGCUCUUGAUUGGCGAGUAUAUCUUCCUGCCACCGGCCUGGCCCCGGCUCUCCAGCUCUCACAAGUCCUGGGUGCUCGCCGUGGUCGUCGUACCAUAUUUUCUGAUCUACAAGUGCGUGGUGACCAAGUCCUUCAUCACCUCGCAAAACUACGAGGAAGAGAUGAAGCGAUAUCCCUACGACCGGGCCCUCUUCCACCCAGGGAAUCACUGCAGCACCUGUCACUUCCUCAAGCCGGCCCGUAGCAAACACUGCAGCAUCUGCCGGGCCUGCGUGUCAAGACAUGAUCACCACUGCGUGUGGCUGAUGAACUGUGUCGGGGCUCAAAACUACCCCUACUUCCUCUUGCUGCUCCUGUCACUUUCCGUACUGUUGAUCUACGGCUCCGUUCUGGGCUAUUCGCUGCUCUGCCAGACCCUGGAGCAGUACGUGUCGCUCGAUAUGCGCGAAGAUAUGCGGGGGAGCUGGGUAACCUAUAUCAAUGUCUGGACGUCGGUUAUUACCUUUGAUCCCCAGAUCGGGACGGUGUUUUUGUUGAUGCUCAUGACGGCCCCGUUGACUGUCGCGUUUCUUGUCUACCAUACCUAUCUCGUCUGGGCAGGCAUGACGACCAACGAGAGCGCUAAAUGGUCGGAUUGGAAGGAAGACGUUCUCGAUGGAUUCGUCUACAAGGCCAAUCGGAAUGAGAUUUUUGGGCUAUCGUCCCGGUCAGACUGGCCGGUCCAUAGCGAUCAGAUUCUGGUCGUCGACGACGAACCUCCACGAGGCGAGUACGUGUUGGCAGCUGCCUCCAGCCGGAUCGCCCAUCAGGGUCGGCCUGAGGCACCGGUGGAUGUGCGGUGGAGGCGACUGCGUAGUAUGCGGGAUGUGGACAAUAUUUAUGACAUGGGAUUUUGGCUCAAUUUGCGAGAUGCCAUGGGAUUUUCCGCCAAACCCCGUUGCACUCCGGCGGAGCUAAUGCUCAAGGUCAUCCUGGCCGGCACUCUGAGCCACUACGAGACUCGAGGCAUGAUUGACGACAAGCGCCUGGAGCACAUGCUGGCCGCUGGAAAGCAGAUCUUGUACAAGACACACCAGGAGAGCGAUGUUCGGCACAAUCUCGGUAUGUCGCCGGACAUCUGGAAAGGCCUCACCGACGUCCUCACCAACGCCAUCCCCGUCCUCGAGUCGCAGUCCUUUGCGUGGAAAAACCCUGCCUCAGCAAACUACGACCACUCCUCCUCCAACCUCAUCGCGUUCCAUUAUUUCUCGCUCGUCAAGGACAUCGAGCGUCUCAAUGACCUCUGCACCAUCGCGCGCAACCUUCUGGCAACAACAAAGAAAGCACAGAACCUUGCCGCGGAGAAAGGGUUCGACCAGAGGAUUCUUGCAUUGAUUGACACCUGUGUGCGUGUAACGGCUCGUGGAUUCGAUGGAGAAACAAAUGCACGAAAUGAGGAACGGUGGCAGAAAGUGGUCAACCUGUACAAGCGGCUGUUGAUUACCUGCCUCCAAUACCUGCACAAUUUCAUCAUGCAUAACGAACAACGGAAGAUGGUGCUGUGGCUGGAUCUUUUUGGGUAUCAUUCCACUGGUGAUUCGAACAUUAUUCAGCCCAAGGAACCGUUGGACCAGAUCAAUGGUCGCGCGGAGGGAGUGGCACCCAUCGUAAAGACUGGAGAACGCGUGGUGAACCCUCCCAUUCGAGCAUUAUAUGAUCAGACCGCCGAGGACUUGUUAUUGGAGACUAUCUCGAACUUCCCUCGGGAGCCAUCCACGAUCAAGGAAGAAGCGGCGAUGUUGCUUCUCGCCAAUAUCAAGGACCACAUGGAAAAACUACUAGGCCGAGACUUGACCGCUAUCCAGGAAAUGGGCAAGGACCCGGUACAAGUCAAGGAGAUCCGCGCUGCAUUGACAGCUAUCCUGGGCGCCAAGGUGGAUGGGUGGUCCGAUCUUCAAGACCGCGCUCGUGAUCUCCCACCUGCGCUUCCGGAAGAUGAACCUCCGCGCAAACGGCCGAUUCUGACGAUCGACCGCAGUUAUACCGCUGGUUACCCGCGCAUCUGCUGGGCUGAUAUGCCAGACCUCAAUGAGUUUGGUGCACUUGCUGCUGUGGAUGCACCGGUCACGGAAGAAGACACCAGCAUGCCACGGUCAGCUCAGUCUGCGGCUGAGACGCUUCAAGAAGCCAAGGAUGAACUUAUGGCACGGCUGCAGGAGUCGUCCCAGCUCGGCGGUGAUCCAGAUGGGGACUAUGAUCACGACCAUGAUCAUGACCACGAUCACGAUCACGAACACGACCACGAUCACGACCAUGACCACGAUCACGACCACGACCACGAACACGAACAUGACCACGAUCACGACCACGGCGAUGUAGGGACAGUGGGCGACGACGAUUCGCGCAGUUUGGAAGCUGUCGCUGACGGAAGUAUUGAAGAGGACGAUGAAGAAGACGAUGAGGACGACGACGACUACCGGGGUCGACCAGGCGAUCAACAGCGUGGCCUUCUGACCGAUAUUCCUCUUGUCUUGGGACCCGCGGAGAUUGAAGCUCUACCUAUGAUUGUCCAGGCCGGCAUCGUCGACAGCUUUGGGUUGAAGGGAGGCGAACGCAAUGGUUCUCGGAACAUGCAAGCCAUGCGGUGUCAUGUUCUGCUCACCCAGGAGACGGGUCGAAACCUGCUGCGCGAACUUCUGAUCUUCAUUGCGGCAUGGGACCUCCCUGACGAUGAGCUCUACUUCAAAAUGAUGGUCCAGAUCAUGGAGGCCGUGCUCAAGAACGGACUCAUGUCUCACGCAUACUCGGACUUUGGCCAACCCAAGGACAUCAUUUCUCCCGCGCAGGCAGUGGUCAUCAAAAUCCUCACCCACAUCUUUCGCUCCAAGUACUCCCCGUCCCCGGUCACCGGCUCCUCGCAAAAGCGCGUUCCCUCGCCACUGUCGCGCGUCGACAUCCUGACUGUGCGCUACAUCUUCACCAUCUUCCGCGGUAACAUCAUCCCAGAAACCUGCGCCCUGAUCUACCUGCAAGGCCAGAUCCGCGACGGCAUGGCCCUGCCCGAGGACUUCCCCUUAAAUCUGUGGGACAUGGAACGGGUGUACGAAGGCGUCUAUCAGUUCCUGGAGUUCUUCGCCGUGCUCACAGAGAACAACGACUGGAAGAACCUGCUCGUGAAAUGGGAGAUUGUCUAUGACCUGGUAACCCUCAUCAAGGAGCUGGAAGCCAGCAUCCCCAAGGGCCAGCUCAAUUCUCUAUCCUUUGGCUCUGUCCCUCCGCCUCCCCCACCCCCGCGCAGCACCUCGCGCAGCACCGCCGAGUCUGCCCUCCCCACCGCCCCCGUGGCCGUCGAGCGGCCCUACGACCCUAACGACCCCGAUCCCAUCGACACCUGCGCCGCCAGCGUGGACUCCCGCCCGGAAUCCCCACCUAUCUCAGAAGACCCCUCUGAAUUCGAAUGGCGCAACCUCAAGAAACUCGUUGUCCUCGUUCUCUCGUCACUCGUGUGGAAAUGUCCCGAGGUGCAAGAACAGAUCCGUCGACAUGGCGGCGUCGAGGCUAUUCUCUGCUGCACGGCUUUCGACGCCCAUAACCCUUACAUCAAGGAGCACGCCGUUAUGUGUUUGAAGUUCUUGCUGGAGGGGAACCGCGAGAACCAGCGGCUUAUUGAGGAGUUGGAGGCGCGCGAGGUCGUUAAGGAUGAGGGAGGUGUUUUGGAACGCAGUGGUGUUCAGGCUAUGAUUGAUCAGGCUGGUAAGCUGGCUAUUCGGCCAAAGGACGGUGGUUUGUUGAUCCACGAGUAG